This is a messenger RNA of Blepharisma stoltei, 1459 nucleotides long. NCBI's taxonomy places the organism in Eukaryota, Ciliophora, Heterotrichea, Heterotrichida, Blepharismidae. The record is from the annotation of a GenBank genome assembly.
AUGAAGCUAAUAGAAAAACAUUGGUUAAAAUGGUGAUUUUGCAUAUUAGAAUUAAUUUUUGUAUUGGCAAUGCUAGAUUCUCGUCUUAAAAGGCUCAGGACAACUUUCCAAUUAAAAUGUGACACUUCAAAGAUUACUUUAGAUUCCACAAUAAAAGGAACCCCACGGACCGCAUCUGAAAUUUUCCCAGACCUCACACCAGCCACAUCGUCAUUUAUACCAGAAACCCCUAAAACCGCAAAACUUGACGGCCACGAGUACAUGAAAAGGAAAAUGUUCAAAAGAAAAACAAUUGAGCCUGAUUCCUUUGGUGAUAUAAUUAAAAUAUGGCGUCUUCGUUUGGGCAUGGCCUCCCGGCCAUGUAUACUCGACUCAUAUUUUAAUUAUAUCCGGCAAGGUUUUGCAUUUCAGAAACGGACGGCAAUGCUAGGUAAGCAAUUCUGGUUGUGCUCAGAGCCUAGCCCAAGUCUACUUUCGGGAAUGUUUUUUCCUCAUGGGAAAGGAGGCACGCAAGUUGGAAAGGGAAGCUCAGCCAGUCCGUUAGGACCAAUCGGGCAACUCCCUAGCGUGAAACUGGGCGUUACGUCCCAGGCUUCGUGUUUUUCCUUUUUGCCGAAAGCCUACCAGAAAAUCCAUUUUUUAUGGAUUUUCGGAAUGGCAACCCAUGUCCUCAAGCGAAGUAGCUCAGGCAUGAGCCGCCUUAGUCGGCAACACUGCUCCGGAGGCGCGUACUGGAGAUCGAGGCUGACUGGCCCCAGACGGUCGGCGGCCCUAUGCGGCGAAGAAGCAGCGGGAAGCUCUGGGAGGGGUUACCCCGUGAAUGGCGUUAAACACAGAACCUAAUAAGUUAAGUUAAGAUUCCUUUGGUGAUAGCCACAUGCGAAGUUUAAAACGCAAACUGACUGUACUAGAAGAAUUCGGAUUGCCUAAUGAUAUAGUUGUCAAGCCAGGUCUAAAAAAAUUUGACUCAGAGUCCUCAAAUGGCCUAUCACGAAGAUCAAUCACCAUGGCCGAUUUCUGGGGAAAUAAAGUUGCACAAAGCCUUCUAUCGUCUCCAAAACUCAGACAAGCAGCCAAUACCCUUAAGCAUAAAUAUUUAAUACAAAACCGAGCUACAGAGCAUUCUUUACUUUACCCGAACCAUCCCCGCAAAAUGGACAUCAGCACAGUCAUCAGAGUCCAAAAUCCAAACAGCUCUAAUUCUCCAGUAAAACAGGAAAUUCAUAAGCCGCUUAAAACAGAAACUACCGAGCCUGUUUUCCAUACUGCGAAAAGAAUGAAAAAGCAUAGAGAACUUUCUGCCAUAUACCAAAUUAUGAAAAGCUGCGACGACCUGUAUAAAGCAAGCCAAGAAAAUUUCCAAAAAUUGAAUACUCAAAAUUCAGAAGAGCCGAAAAUCAAAAAAUUACCAAGAAGGGAUAAAGAGCAAAUAGAGCGAUUUAAAAAAUAUUUGGAUUAA